Messenger RNA from Hypoxylon fragiforme, 1072 nucleotides. RefSeq lists its product as uncharacterized. The coding region runs from base 102 to 869 and encodes 255 amino acids. The record is from RefSeq and is a predicted model, not a curated record. Gene Ontology annotation, molecular function: mRNA binding. Gene Ontology annotation, biological process: regulation of mRNA splicing, via spliceosome. Lineage: Eukaryota; Fungi; Ascomycota; Sordariomycetes; Xylariales; Hypoxylaceae. The transcript is spliced from 4 exons. Gene Ontology annotation, cellular component: nucleus.
AGAUAAUAAUUCUCACCCAACAACGUUCAGUUCAUUCUUUUCCAACCUUGAACAACUUUAGUUUCUUUAACUUCAUCUCGCAAACGCGCCAUAUUAUCAAUAUGUCGUGGAGAAACCAAGGUAUCACUGGAUCGAACAACAUUCCUCUCGGCAAAAGCCGAAGGUUUGGAGGUGAAGGAGACGAUGCGAUCGGAACGCGCGAAGGCAGUAGUGAUGGCUUCAGUGCUUCCAACAACGGCGACCGUGACUUGAAGCGCGGUCGCAGCCCCGAGCCUAGAACCGAAGCCGAUGGAACUCGACGCCGAAAGAAACGAAACCGAUGGGGUGAUGCAUCCGAGAAUAAAGCUGCUGGUCUCAUGGGUCUCCCAACAGCUAUCGUCGCCAACAUGACCAGCGAGCAGUUAGAGGCAUACACCUUACAUCUACGGAUUGAAGAAAUCAGCCAGAAGCUGAGAAUUAACGACGUCGUUCCAGCCGAUGGCGACCGUUCGCCAUCUCCCCCACCGCAGUACGACAAUCAUGGUCGUCGUGUUAACACUAGGGAAUACCGUUACCGCAAGCGUCUUGAAGACGAGCGUCACAAGCUAGUCGAGAAGGCUAUGAAGACUAUUCCUAACUAUCAUCCACCUCAGGACUACCGCCGGCCCACCAAGACCCAAGAGAAGGUCUACGUGCCGGUCAAUGACUAUCCAGAGAUUAACUUCAGUGAGAUUGCUAACCCUCUAACCUUUCUAACCAUAUUCUUGCCCCUUCUUGUUCAGGAGAUUGCCAGGAGUGCCGUCGUAUUUCGACGGGUGACAUGCCAGAUCCUGGCCUCGUCUAACUCGCACCCAUGCUUUAACUGUCUUACUACAUAUACUAACACCUAGGUCUUCUUACUAAAAUUGCCAUCCGCGGAAAAGGUUCCGUGAAAGAAGGCAAAGGUCGGUCUGAUGCUGCUCACGCUAGCAACCAGGAAGAGGAUCUUCACUGCUUGAUCAUGGCAGACACUGAGGAGAAAGUUAACAAAGCGAAGAAGCUUAUCCACAAUGUCAUUGAGACUGUGAGUAUUAUGGGUCUGUUUGACUUGCGG